AGAAGAGCUUCAGUUUGCUCAAGGAGGGGAAUAUUUCAUGGUGAGGAGAAUUAAAGUUGGUCUACUGAAGCUGAAGAGAUGGACGCAGCGCCUAAAGAUGGAGCUGCUGUGGGGCUCGUGGGUGACCUCCACAAGUCCGACACACUCAACUCGACGGGCUCGGGCGGGGGCCGCAGGAGGACUGGAGGGGCCAAGAAGCAGAUGCAGGCCAAUAAGUCCAAACUACGAGCCCCCAGAGCACUGUGCUGCCUGACUCUCAGCAACCCCAUCCGCAUGGCCGCUCUCGCCCUAGUGGAGUGGAAAUAUCCUUCACCCUGUAUGUGUCCCUUUGAUAUAUUUAUCUUGUUAGCCAUCUUUGCUAACUGUGUUGCCCUCGGUGUAUCGAAGCCGUUUCCUGAAGACGAUUCCAAUGCCACCAAUCACAAUCUGGAACAAGUGGAAUACAUCUUUCUGGUGAUUUUCACUAUUGAGACCUUCACAAAGAUCCUGGCCUAUGGUCUGGUCAUGCACCCUAGUGCCUACAUCCGCAGCGGCUGGAACUUACUGGAUUUCGUCAUCGUCAUUGUCGGGCUGUUUAGUGUGGUAGCAGAGAUGGGGGAACACAAACCUGGUGAUGCUCAUCAUGCAGCAGGUAAACCCGGAGGUCUGGACGUAAAAGCCCUCCGAGCCUUCAGAGUAUUGCGGCCACUCCGCCUCGUCUCUGGUGUGCCCAGUCUGCAGAUUGUGUUGAACUCUAUUAUGAAGGCUAUGGUUCCUCUGCUGCACAUCGGCCUGUUGGUCAUGUUUGUCAUCAUCAUUUACGCCAUCAUCGGCCUGGAGCUGUUCAUCGGCAGGAUGCACAAAACCUGCUUCUAUGUCGGGACAGAGCUGUAUGUUGAUGAUGACCCCACGCCGUGUGCAUUUGCGGGUAACGGUCGUUUCUGUGUGGGAAACAAUACUGAGUGCAGAGGAGGCUGGGAGGGUCCUAACGGCGGCAUCACCAACUUCGACAACAUCUUCUUCGCCAUGCUCACUGUCUUCCAGUGCAUCACUAUGGAGGGGUGGACUGACGUUUUGUAUUGGAUGAACGAUGCAAUUGGUUUUGAGCUGCCCUGGAUUUACUUUGUGUCUCUGGUCAUCUUUGGCUCCUUUUUUGUCCUGAACCUUGUAUUGGGUGUGUUGAGCGGUGAGUUCUCUAAGGAAAGAGAGAAGGCUGUUUGUCGUGGAGAGCUGCAGAAGGCUCAGGAGAAGCAGCAGAUGGAAGAGGACAUGGUGGGCUACAUGGACUGGCUCAUUGAGGCUGAGGACAUGGACGAAGAUGGCAAUAAACGUGCUGUGGUGGCGAAGAAAAAGAUGAUGAAGAAAUACGGCUGGUAUAAACACAAUGAAGAUGGAGAAUCGGAUUCAGACUCAGAGUUUGAGGCUUUCCUGGAUGAUGACAAUGGCUGCUGCGCUUCUAUACAGGCAAAGCUGAUGGCUAUAAGUUUCUGUGAGCAGCUGUACCAUUUGAACCUGGUCAUAAGGAAGAACUGUCGGGUGGCGGUGAAGUCCAGCAACUUCUACUGGCUGGUGCUGCUGCUGGUGUUUCUCAACACAGCCGCGAGUGCUUCAGAGCAUUACGGCCAGCCACAGUGGCUCACUGAUAUACAGGAACGUGCCAAUAAGAUCCUGCUGGCAUUGUUCACCAUGGAGAUGCUGAUGAAGUUGUACAGCUUCGGCUUCCAGAUCUACUUCACAGCCCUGUUUAAUCGUUUUGACUGCUUCGUGGUCUGUGGUGGGAUACUAGAGACAGUGCUGGUGGAGCUGGAUGUGAUCCCACCCAUUGGCAUCUCUGUGCUGCGCUGCGUCCGCCUGCUCCGAAUCUUCAAAGUCACCCGUCACUGGGCCGCUCUCUCAGAUCUGGUCACUUCUCUGCUGAACUCGAUGAAGGCCAUCUGCUCUUUGCUGCUGCUGCUCUUCCUCUUCCUCAUCAUCUUCGCUCUGCUUGGCAUGCAGCUGUUCGGAGGCAAGUUCAACUUCGACGAGACUCAGAUGAAGAGAAGCACCUUCGACACCUUUCCCUCCGCCCUGCUCACUUGCUUCCAGAUUCUGACUGGAGAGGACUGGAACUCAGUGAUGUAUGAUGGAAUCAUGGCGUACGGUGGGCCUGUUUUUCCCAACAUGAUCGUCUGCAUCUACUUUGUAAUUCUCUUCGUAUGUGGUAACUACAUCCUGCUGAAUGUCUUUUUGGCUAUCGCAGUGGACAACUUGGCCGGAAGUGGCAGCAAAAAGAAAAAACAGGAGGUGAAGCCAGAAGAGGAGGAGUGGGAGGACGAUGAAGACAGAGAGGAAGAUGAGGCUGGAAAUGAGGCGGAUGACUGGGAGGAGAAUGAAGAGUUGAGAGCGAUUGAGGGUCUAGAGGGUAGCGUUCCAAUGAAAGUGGAAAGUUUUCAACCUAAAGAGAAAAUCGUCCCCAUUCCUGAUGGCAGCUCCUUUUUCAUCCUUGGGAAGAAAAACUGCCUCCGAGUGGCCUGUCACAACCUCAUUUACCAUCCUUACUUCACCAACUUCAUCCUCAUCUUCAUCAUCCUCAGUAGUUUCUCUCUGGCUGCAGAAGACCCCAUCAAAACCCAUUCUGUCCGCAAUGUCAUGCUGGGCUAUGCUGAUUAUGUUUUCACCACUGUCUUCACCAUUGAGAUCAUACUGAAGAUGACGGUAUAUGGCGCUUUCCUUCAUCCUGGCUCUUUCUGCAGAAAUGCCUUCAAUCUAUUAGAUCUACUGGUCGUCAGCGUGUCCCUGAUAUCUUUCUUUCUGCAUUCGAGUGCUAUCUCCGUGGUGAAGAUUUUGAGAGUGCUGCGAGUGCUCAGGCCACUCCGAGCCAUCAACCGCGCCAAAGGACUGAAGAGCGUGAUCCAGUGUGUGUUUGUGGCUAUCCGCACCAUCGGCAACAUCCUCAUUGUCACCACUCUCCUUCAGUUCAUGUUCGCCUGUAUCGGCGUGCAGCUCUUCAAGGGUCGUUUCUAUCGGUGCACAGACGAGGCCAAACACACACCAGAAGAGUGCAAGGGCACGUUUGUGGUGUAUAAGGAUGGGGAUAUGAAUCACCCCAUGGUAAAGGAGAGGUUUUGGGUGAACAGUGACUUUAACUUUGAUAACGUGCUGAUGGGGAUGCUAGCUCUCUUCACCGUCUCGACAUUUGAAGGCUGGCCUCAGCUUCUGUAUAAAGCUAUUGAUGCCAAUGCUGAGAACAGAGGCCCCAUCUACAACUACCGUGUAGAGAUCUCCAUCUUCUUCAUCAUCUACAUCAUCAUCAUUGCCUUCUUCAUGAUGAACAUCUUCGUGGGCUUCGUCAUCAUCACGUUCCGUGAACAGGGAGAGGCCGAGUUCAAAAACUGCGAGUUGAACAAAAAUCAAAGGCAGUGUGUGUAUUAUGCUUUGAAAGCUCAACCUAUAAAGAUCUACAUACCCAAAAACCCGUCACAGCUAAAGUUCUGGAAGAUCGUCAACUCCUCUCAGUUUGAGUACAUUAUGUUUGUUCUCAUUCUGCUCAACACACUUACGCUGGCUGUACAGCACUAUGAGCAGUCCAAGCUGUUUAACUUUGUCAUGGACAUCCUGAACAUGAUCUUCACCACACUCUUCACCAUUGAGAUGAUCAUCAAACUGCUCGCUCUGCGGCCAUACCACUAUUUUAUAGAUGCCUGGAAUUCCUUUGAUGCUUUGAUAGUGGUGGGGAGUUUGGUGGAUAUCAUGAUUGCAGAGUUUAGUGGAGAUGGAGAGAGUUCGAAGGUGUCCAUCACGUUCUUCCGUCUCUUCCGAGUCAUGCGAUUGGUCAAGCUGCUCAGCAAGGGGGAGGGCAUUCGCACUCUUCUCUGGACCUUUGUUAAAUCCUUACAGGCCUUACCUUACGUUGGCCUUCUCAUUGCUAUGAUCUUUUUCAUUUAUGGUGUAAUUGGGAUGCAGAUAUUUGGGAAGAUUGCUAUAGAUGACAGCACAGAGCUCAAUCGGAAUAACAACUUUCAGACCUUCUUCAUGGCAGUGCUGCUGCUCUUCAGAUGUGCAACAGGAGAGCAGUGGCAGGAGAUUAUGCUGGCAGCGUUGCCGGGACGACGGUGUGACCCCGAGUCGGACUUUGAGCCGGGAGAGGAGUACACCUGUGGAAGUAACCUUGCUUACCUGUACUUUAUCAGCUUCUUCGCUCUCUGCGCCUUUCUGAUCAUUAAUUUGUUUAUUGCUGUCAUCAUGGACAACUUUGAGUAUCUGACCAGAGACUGGACAGUGCUGGGCACUCACCAUCUGGAUGAGUUUAAGAGAGUGUGGUCAGACUAUGAUCCAGAAGCCACAGGAAGAAUUAAGCACCUGGAUGUUGUGACCAUGUUACGCAGAAUUCAGCCACCGCUGGGCUUUGGCAAACUCUGUCCUCAUCGAGUUGCCUGUAGGAGGCUGGUUGCUAUGAACGUGCCACUCCAUCCCGAUGGCACGGUGUCCUUCAAUGCUACCUUGUUUGCUCUCGUGAGGAAUUCGCUCAAGAUUAAAACUGAAGGUCAGCCGAUUGACCAGGAGAAUGAAGAGCUGAGAGCCAUUAUUAAGAAGAUUUGGAAGCGCACCAAGCCUAAGCUCUUAGAUGAAGUUAUACCGCCCCCUGCAGGAGAUGAGGUGACAGCUGGAAAGUUCUAUGCCAGUUUCCUCAUCCAGGAUUACUUCAAGAAGUACCGUAAAAGGAAAGAGAAAGAAAAGAAGAAGAAGGGAAAGGACAAGUCAGCCUCACUUCAGGUGCACAGUUAUAAAAAAUAAAUCAGUUGAUUCCCAUAAUGGAUUUUUUAAACUUUUCUUUGAAAAAUAUUAAAGCAAGAGGUUCUUAAAGCUUUGCUGAGCAAGAAUCUGAAGACGAAAUCAAAAUUGGUCAAACAGCGUCCAAUUUCCUCACACAAAAUGCACAAGGAGAUAAAAAGGUACUACCUGAUUUAGAACAAGUCACA
Molecule: messenger RNA, 4937 nt
Organism: Colossoma macropomum (tambaqui)
Lineage: Eukaryota; Metazoa; Chordata; Actinopteri; Characiformes; Serrasalmidae
Gene: cacna1fa
Product: calcium channel, voltage-dependent, L type, alpha 1F subunit a
Exons: 40
Coding region: 79-4752 (1557 amino acids)
Biological process (GO): calcium ion import across plasma membrane
Cellular component (GO): membrane; voltage-gated calcium channel complex
Molecular function (GO): high voltage-gated calcium channel activity
Source: RefSeq, a predicted model, not a curated record